Messenger RNA from Gigantopelta aegis, 3055 nucleotides. RefSeq names its product metal cation symporter ZIP8-like. The record is from RefSeq and is a predicted model, not a curated record. Lineage: Eukaryota; Metazoa; Mollusca; Gastropoda; Neomphalida; Peltospiridae. The transcript has 7 exons. Gene Ontology annotation, biological process: intracellular zinc ion homeostasis; zinc ion import across plasma membrane. Bases 395 to 1756 code for a protein of 453 amino acids. Gene Ontology annotation, cellular component: membrane. Gene Ontology annotation, molecular function: zinc ion transmembrane transporter activity.
UGUAGCAUACUGUUGAUAGUGUCUUGAUACAGAUUCACGCUUGGCUAAACCUUUGACCGUAAAAGUGAGUGUGUGUUUGUACAUAAAAUAGGUACGUAAAUAAACUCCAUGUGUAGUCCACGUGUGAAAGAAUGGAGUGGAUCCCAUGACAGUGACUGGAUUAACAAGUCACCUAUGACUUCCAAUGUACUCUACAGGUGGAUAUCUUGUUGCAUUUUGGUUAGGGGGGAUAGGGGGCGUAGACGAUAAGAAAUCCGUAUCCCCCUACAUGACCUGUCCUCGUCAGAACGCGUCAGGAUUUGUAACUCCCAACAGACACUUCAUUUAAAAGCAGCAGACGACAGUUGACCGUCAAACUAAAAAGGUGCUCACUAAUUGACUCUUUACAAUAACUAUGGAUAAACAUCUUCUAUGCAUGGUCUUCAUCUUCGGAAUCGUCGGCAUAUCUCUAGCAGACAGUGCCAGUAGCUACUGUGUUGGGAACUCUACACUGCAAUAUGCAGACAAGUUGGCUCAGAUUUAUGGUACUAAUGGGAAGAUUGAUGAAGCAGGCCUUCUUAGGAUGAUCAGGGAAUUCCAGAGUUCCGAUUCCGUCAAUUCACUUCUGUCGUCCUGUCCUGAAAAUGACACCGACUGCACGAAGUGGAAAAAGAAAUGCCCAGAACUCGUACAGCAUAUAUUGCAAGGAAAAGGCUCCGACAGCACGAUCAGUAGCAAGAAUCUCAUCUCCGUGCUCCCAGGCCUGAUCCACACUCUGACCGGUGACCUCUGCACGACUCAGCGAAACGCGACCAAGGGUCUCCGCCUCAAACAGAAGCCAACAACAGCAGAAACGUGGGGCUAUGGGUUUGGAUUUGUGGCUUUUAUCUGCUUCAUUUCCAACAUUGGUGCGGUGUUGGGACCUUUAAUGAACCGGCCGUUUUUCAAGCGGAUUCUGUCAUUGUUUGUGUCCAUUGCCAUUGGAACUCUGACGUCAACCGGCGUCAUGGUGCUCAUUCCAGAGGCGUUUGACAUCAUGAAGUGUCCAGAACAGGCCCACGACUAUCUAUGGAAGGCUGGCACUGCCGUGGUCAGCAUCUACGUAUUCUACCUGUCUGAGAGAUUCAUAAAGAUCGCCUUCUAUCGCGGUGAUCAAAAGAAGUUACGAAAGAACAAAUCGAUGACGAUCGAGGUUAAAGCUCCGCUAAAUGAGAACGACGGCGCGGCGAGCCACGGCCACUCCCACUUCGACCCGAUCCGCGUCGACGAGCACGGCAACACCAUCAUCCUCACCGUCGGUUGGAUGGUGCUCGUCGGCGACGCCUUGCACAACUUCGUGGAUGGCCUCUCGAUCGGGGCGGCGUUCACUCAGAAUAUAUACACCGGAAUCAGUGUCUCCAUCGCCAUCGUAUGCGAGGAGCUGCCUCACGAAUUAGGUGAUAUCGCCAUUCUGCUCCACGCUGGGUUUUCCAUGAAGCGAGCUCUACUAUACAACUUUCUAGCCGCCCUCACGUGUUGUGUUGGACUCGUUCUAGGAAUCAUUUUAGGAGAAACAACAAGCGCAAGUCGAUGGAUCUUUGGAAUCGCUGGUGGUCUCUUUUUAUAUGUCCCGCUGGUCGACAUGUUGCCGGAGAUGAGCUCCACGCUGGACGAGGAGAUGCACAAGAAAGACGGCAAAGUGCUGACGUUCCUGUUCGUCCAGAUGGUCGGACUACUCAUCGGCACGAUCAUCAUCCUCCUCGUGGCUCACUUCGCCAGCAGCAUCAGUCUAGGUUAACGCCUUGUCUGUAUUAUUGUGUAUGAUGACCUUAUAUAUUAAAAAAAAAGAAAAAAAGAAAGAAAAAAAAGAAAGAAAGACCACCAGCAGCAGCAGCAGCAGCCGAAUAACAGUAUCCUCAUCCUAAGGGCGAAUUGCUGCUUGUUGGUCAAACGUAGAUCAAAUAUAUCGUUGUUUAUACUUACAUCUUUUAUCAACGAUAGAAAUUACCUAGAGAUGAUGAACAUUUUCUCGGCGUGAUGUCCCUGCCUACGAACAUCAGACGCACUAUGUAGGAUUACCAGCAAUCCAUUAUUCCCAGUGCUGCUAGCUUUGAAAACAAGCCAUAUAAUAUUAUAGCAUAAUAUUGUUAUAUUAUAUAUUAUAUAAUAUCUUACUUUAUUAAACAGAACUUCUUUACAAGAUAAAAACAGAAUAUGUGCCUUUAAAUUCUGGAUAAUUCGUGUAGUGUGCAGGGACUGACGAUUUGCUAGUGUUCUAUAGUCUUACCUUGCUAUGUCAACACAUAAAACCAAUCUACCAGAGGGUAGGGUUGGAAGGUAGUUAUGGUGUAGAUAGUGAUAUAGCGCUCGGCUCAUACUGCAGGUGUGACAGAUUGUAUUUUCGAUCACUUUCGAUGUAUUCGUUUCCCCUCAUCCUAAUCUUAGUGCCAUUUAAUUCGAGAUGUACUGUCCUGUCUAUGGAAAAGUGCAUAUAAAAGAUGACUUGCUUCUAUUCGGUUGGAGAAAACUAUGCGACGGCAACGCCUCCGCCCCCGUCUUUUCUGUCUCGGUCUGUUUUCUGCCUCUCCAUCUCCCCCUCGGUUUGUCUCGGUCAUUUUUUGCAUGCAUCACUCUCCCCUCCUCUCCCCCUUUCUCUCUCUCUCUCUCUCUCUCUCUCUCUCUCUCUCUCUCUCUCUCUCUCUCUCUCUCUCUCUCUCUCUCUCUCUCUCUCUCUCUUAUGAUUCCACGCGCAUUUAUGUAAAUACGGUUUACAUUGACCUCACUUGCCUUGACUGAACAUCGAGACAACUUCUCCAGGAAUAAAAUGGCAUCCAUACAAUCAUGCAUUCAGUCAUCAAAUUACGAAUCCCAAGUAUCAAACAUACAAUCGAAGAUGCUACUACAUUAGAAUUUUGAAAAUAAAAUGUUCCUAAAAUACUACUGAACACUAUAACUUGUUGUUUAUUUUUGUAAAAGAUACAUACAAAAUAAAAAUGUUUAUAAAGAAAUCAGUCUAUUUGUAUUCAGUAUUAUAGCAGACGAUAGGCAUGAUGAUGUCCAAUAAAUAGUCUGAUGUAAAUUCAGAUAACAAUAUUGA